GUGGUUAGUUACUCUUACUUUCCUUUGCAUUAACCCCCUUAGGCCCUGUCCGCCUAUAUAGAAGAAAUUAAGUACCUCCUGGUCUCAUUUCUUCGUCUCCUCUCUCGACUCCACGUGCGAUGCGUCUCAGUGCUGUGAUAAUUUUGGUGGUCCUCGGCCUGGUCCACGCCCAGAACAAAUACACCAACAAGUACGAUAACGUGGACGUGGACAAGAUUUUGAACAACGACAGGGUGCUCAAUAAUUACAUUAAAUGCAUGUUGGACGAGGGUCCGUGCACACCUGAAGGCAGGGAACUCAAGAAAACUCUGCCAGAUGCAUUGAACAGCGGAUGCACAAAAUGUACCGAAAAACAAAGAGAAAACACCGAGAAAGUAAUAAAACACCUGAUGUCGAAAAAAUCACGUGAAUGGGAGAGGCUGAGCAAAAAGUACGACCCACAGGGCCAAUUCAAGAAGCGUUACGAGGAACAGCUGUCUUCUGUUAAAUCAGCUUAACAUCCAUACCAUUUUCCAAAGAGUUUUUGUACUUAUCAUCUUGUUAUUAUAGUUUAGUAUACUUCAUUGAAUCGUGUAUCACUGCCAUGGUCAUAUUGAAUUAAUGAAAUGUUUCUUAAUAAAAAUAUAAAACCCAA
Messenger RNA from Aethina tumida (small hive beetle), 634 nucleotides. RefSeq names its product ejaculatory bulb-specific protein 3 (gene Csp7). The record is from RefSeq and is a predicted model, not a curated record. The transcript has 2 exons. Lineage: Eukaryota; Metazoa; Arthropoda; Insecta; Coleoptera; Nitidulidae. Bases 120 to 497 code for a protein of 125 amino acids.